This is a messenger RNA of Limanda limanda (common dab), 5091 nucleotides long. RefSeq names its product protein phosphatase 6, regulatory subunit 3 (gene ppp6r3). The record is from RefSeq and is a predicted model, not a curated record. Bases 361 to 3141 code for a protein of 926 amino acids. Gene Ontology annotation, molecular function: protein phosphatase binding; protein phosphatase regulator activity. The transcript has 25 exons. NCBI's taxonomy places the organism in Eukaryota, Metazoa, Chordata, Actinopteri, Pleuronectiformes, Pleuronectidae. Gene Ontology annotation, cellular component: cytosol; nucleus.
GUCUGAACCGCCAUCUUGAAAAGUGCCCUCUGAUGAUCUACCUUUUCGCGCCUGUCAGAAUCACUUUUAAACGCCUUUUCCCCCCACUGGGGUUCUGUGUUGGCUCAGCUUUCGUCUUCUAAAGGCACGGGGCCAAUGGCAAGAUAAGCCACAUGCUGGAGACUCUCCGUUUAACGUUGUCUAUCGGUGUGUGCUGUUGAACUGCCGUAUGUUUGCUGUUUGUCAGUCUGUCUCUCACUGCUGUCUGCCUGCCUGUCCAUCCGGCUAGCCUGGAAUGGGCCACAACUUCCAAAGACUAAAACACACCUCCUUUUAACCUGAGCUCCUCCGUCUGGACUCCAACAUACACACAGAGCCAAGAUGUUUUGGAAGUUUGACCUCCACACCACAUCCCACAUUGACACACUGCUAGAGAAGGAGGAUGUGACGCUGACAGAGGUGAUGGAUGAGGAUGACGUCCUGCAGGAGUGCAAGGCCCAGAACCACAAAUUGGUGGACUUCCUGCUGAGACCACAGUGCAUGGAGGAUCUGGUCACCUACAUCACACAGGAACCCAACACUGAAGUUGAAGAGAAGGUUAAAUACAAGUAUCCUAACAUAUCAUGUGAGCUGCUUACGUCAGAUGUUGGCCAGAUAAAUGACAGACUUGGAGAAGAUGAAAAACUGCUGAUGAAACUUUACGGCUUCCUCCAAAAUGAGCCACCUCUCAACCCGCUCCUCGCAAGCUUCUUCUCCAAGGUCCUGUCCAUACUCAUUGGACGUAAGCCUGAACAGAUCGUCGAUUUUCUGCGAAAGCAGGAAGAUUUUGUUGACCUAAUGAUCAAACACAUCGGGACAUCAGCCAUCAUGGACCUGCUACUUAGAAUGCUCACCUGCAUUGAACCACAACAGCUCCGACAGGAUGUUCUCAACUGGCUAAAUGAGGAGAAGGUGAUCCAGAGAUUGGUGGACAUGGUACAGCCUUCUCAAGAUGAGGAUAGACACUCCAAUGCCUCCCAGUCACUGUGUGAGAUCAUCAGACUGAGCAGAGAUCAGAUGUUCCAGGUUCAGGGUUGCUCAGAGCCUGACCCACUUCUGGCCACACUUGAAAAACAGGAGACGGUGGAGCAGCUGUUGUCUAAUAUCUUUGACAAGGAGAAGAAUGAAUCUGCAAUCGUCAGUGUUAUCCAGAUCCUCCUCACACUGUUUGAAACCAGGAGACCAGCGUUUGAGGGUCAUAUGGAUUGCCCCCCAGGGAUGUCCCAUCCGUCAUUUUCAGUUAACCACAGCAUCCUGGAGGCUGUGCGACCCCGUCUCAAAGAUUUCCACCAGCUGCUACUGGAACCCCCAAAGAAAAAUGUGAUGAAAACAACGUGGGGGGUGCUGGACCCUCCAGUGGGCAACACCAGACUCCAUGUUGUCAGACUGGUGGCCAGUCUGCUGCAGAGCAACACACACAGCAUCAACACAGAACUCAUUAACCUCAACACACUGGGAGUCAUACUAGACAUGUAUUUCAAAUACAUCUGGAACAACUUCCUCCACAUUCAGGUUGAAAUCUGUACAGCUAUGAUUCUCGCUAUGCCCCCCGCCCCCAGUGACAUCCAGCCAGAUACAGAGCAGGAACAUGCAAGGGAGAGCAUCCUCAUCAAACAUCUGUUUCAAAAGUGCCAGUUUAUUCAGAGAAUCCUAGACGCCUGGGGCUCCAAUGAGAAAGAACAGGCGGAAGGUGGUCGGCGACAAGGCUACAUGGGUCACCUGACUAGAAUAGCCAACUCUAUAGUUCAUAACUCUGACAAAGGCCCUAAUGGACCGCAGAUACAACAGCUCAUCUCAGAGCUCCCAGUAGAGGACAGAGAGAAAUGGGAGGCCUUUAUUUCUGGGCAGCUGGCUGACACAAACAAGAGAAACACUGUCGACCUGGUAAACACACACCACAUCCAUUCUUCCAGUGAUGAUGAGGUGGACUUUAAAGACAGUGGCUUUCACCAGGACUCCUCUCUACAACAAGCCUUUUCUGAUUAUCAGAUGCAACAAAUGACGUCCAAUUUUAUUGAGCAGUUCGGCUUCAAUGAUGAAGAGUUUGCUGAUCAGGACGAUGUUGUGGAUAUUCCCUUUGAUAGAAUAUCAGACAUCAAUUUUUCACUGAAUACAAAUGAAAGUGCAAACAUAGCUUUGUUUGAGGCUCGCUGUAAAGAGAAAAUACAGCAGUUUGAAGAUGCUGGUUCAGAUGAGGAAGAUAUCUGGGAUGAAAAAGAUGUCACCUUUGCACCAGAGGCACAGAGACGCCCGAGGAGCUCAGGCAGCACAGACAGUGAAGAGAGCACAGAUUCAGAGGAGGAGGAUGGAAAGAGAGAUCCAUUUGAAGCAUCCAAUCCCAUCACUGAUGACAGAAUGGAAGUUGACACAGGGCCAGUGUGGACAGCCAACUUUGAUGACAUCCCCAUGGACACGGGUACAUCCACAGCUCCAGCCUCCAGCCCCAGUGACCCUGCUGCCUCCUGUCCUUUGUCCUCUUCCUCCUCCACCACCACAACGACUGAAGUCCUUUCUGGGGAAGCAUGGAGCACCUCUCCUGCUCCCACCUCCAAAUCCGAAACUGGCUGGGCAGACUUCUCCAACUUUACCCCUGUUAGCCCAAAAGACCCACUGAGAUGCAACUCUCCUGUUGCUAUGGAAACCAGCAUAGAGACAAUGGACCCUCUUGGGGUCAAUGCCCCAAUUCAGCCUGAAGAAUGUGAUGGCUGGUUGGGAACCAGUGUGGCUUCUCCCUCCCCCACCUCACCCAAGGAUUGUGGGAAAUCUAAAGCAGAUGAGGAAACCACCUGUUGUGAGCAGCGCAGCAUUACAGAGACGGUCAUCAAUGGCUCCAUGAAAGAAACAGUCAGCCUCACUGUUGACGCCAAGACUGAGACCGCCGUCUUCAAGAGUGAUGAAGAGAAGAGUGCUUCUUCAGAGAAAUACUCAGUAGUGGAGUGUGUGGAUUUGGAAAGAACAGGCGACAACACCUCUGCCGCUGCCUGCUGUCCCAAAACAGGUGACGCGUGUCGGUCCACUGCAGAGCUUCCCAAUGGUCCUCUAGAGGAAAUGGCAGCCAUAGAGGAAGCCAAAAUAGACCAGAGUGCCAUUUCUUCAGAGCCAGCUGUGAAUGGGCCAGCAUGAGGGUAGUCUAUUGCAAGCCAAUGGCCAGCCUGUUCUGCCGCGCAGGGCCCUCCUCCUGGCUAACCAGCAGAGGCCACUGUUCAGAGCUCUACCAGUCACAUGCCCCACCAGGACCAGCAAUACUCUCAUGUGCUCAUCAAUGACAGUCACAGACAGGUGUACAGACACAGGAUGAACUGAAAAGCAAAAUAAGAGACAAACUCAAAUGGAUACUAGUUUUUUUUUUUCUGCUUUUGUUUAUAUACUAUUGUUCUUAUGAGGUGAUGUCCGACUGAUGUCUUGCCACUCAAAAUUAAAUAGUAAUGUUGCUAUAGUUAAAGAAAUGAUUGUAUGAAUAAAAUAUUUUAUAAAAAGACAAAUGUAUACAGAAACAUAAGAUGAAUUACCACAGAAACGGGAACCACACAUUGGUGACAAAAGCAACUACAAAGCUGUUAGUAGAUCGAUCUGUUCUCCUGCACAGCAGCCAGACACAACAGUUGCUUUAAUUAUAACUUGCCCACCAUUGAUCUUUCUCUGAGCAAAGCUGCUCCUUCCAAUUGAAAAACGUUUUAAUUACCACACAGUUUUAUUUUGCUGCAGAUAUUCUUUGUAAAUGUUUUCACUUGUAUUCUUCUGCAUUGAGUAAGACCAAGCUUUUUGGUAUUUUUUAUUUAUUUAUUAUGGAAGUAAAAUGAUGGUUAUGUAUUGUUACUUAAGAGCCAUACAAACACUCUCUCCCCUUCGAGUGAGCUGCAUUUGUGUUUGUUGUCAGCACAGCCUAAAGUGGGAGCUGUAAAUGCUUUCUGAGGUUGAUGUUAUAGCUCAAAUUUCAGAACUGCAGUCCCCUCUCUUUGGCCUAGCACUCUGAUUGUUUUAAUUUUUUCAAAUUCUUUUUAGACCAAUAGUUUCUCUGAGGGUCUUCCUUUUAUAUUACCCUUACAUUUAGAACAUUUAAUUAUAGGCUGACGACAGUCUGCAAAACUGUAAUUUCUUACCAGCCAUGACUUACUUCACAAAGGGACAUGAAAUAAUAAGAAAAGUCAAUUUGAUUCAGUUUGUGUUAAGAGUUUAAUGUUCUGGAAAGGCUGCUGAACAAGUUCCAGGCAGCAGUGUUGCAUACUUGCACUGCAUUCAGACUGACAACUCUGGAGAAAAAACAGCACCUGUCUUCAAGGUAUUGUUGGCAUCUCAGAGUAACAAACCAGAGCAGAGAAGCUGAACCAUCAGACCAUUUACUAUCUUGACCAAUCAAAAUAGAGCCAGUCAACAUUUCUCGUAGAUUAGGUCACUGGUAAAAUUUUACUGUUCACCCUUGUUUAAAAGGAUGAUUCAAAAUCCUUUCUUUAAAAUCUUGUCUGGUGUUAUGGUGUCUGAUAUGCCUUCAACAGUUUGAAUUAAUUACUCAAACUGCCUGCAUUGUCUUAUUUCUCAGCAGUAACCAAAGUAAAAUAUCCUCUCUAAUGUAGACCCUUGACUCUUGUCAGCCAUAACGCAGCUUUGAUCCUUCAUCCACUUAAAAAUCCACUUUCAUGAGACUUUGGAUUGACUUAGUUUUCAAAUUUCAAACUUGCUGUGGUUUCAGACAAACUAGUUGCCUCUGUAUAUAUGGCCUUUUACGUUUGGUUUGGUCGCCACCAACCCCUGAGAAAAAUGUCUGUCUGGCUUUUGAGGUGCUAGAUGCUUAACCUUUUCAAUAUUAUACAUAAAUGAUCAACUUUUGCAUUUGGCCAACUGUUGGCGAAAAUGAACAUGAGCUAGUCUUGAAAUAUGUUUAAGCAUUACUGCUGAAUAUUACGUGAGGUUAACAGAGCCUGACACAGGCCAGUUACCCGAGCAUCUACAAGCAGCUGGGAUGAAAUUAAGGCCGCAUUGUUUCUACAGAACCUUAUCUCCACUUCAAAUGUGUUCUCCCUGGAAUCAUAUGAUUCAGUGUUUGGCAUUUGUUUCCAAAAUAAACUAGUUUUGUAA